Messenger RNA from Stereum hirsutum FP-91666 SS1, 4113 nucleotides. RefSeq lists its product as uncharacterized. Gene Ontology annotation, molecular function: methyltransferase activity. NCBI's taxonomy places the organism in Eukaryota, Fungi, Basidiomycota, Agaricomycetes, Russulales, Stereaceae. The coding region runs from base 1 to 4113 and encodes 1370 amino acids. The transcript has 13 exons. Gene Ontology annotation, cellular component: nucleus. The record is from RefSeq and is a predicted model, not a curated record.
AUGUAUUGUUACCACAAACUGGGGUGCUGCAUUACUUUUGGACAGCACAGUAGUAACGCCGCACAGCAACUUGCGGCCAGCCCCGGACGCGAACUCCCGGAAAAGGCCGUCGCGACCUGGGCUUUUGGAUAUGACGCUUUCGAUGAGUUGUCCUACUAUGCUAGGAAGUCGAAGUUCGUGGACGGUGUCAUGACCCAGAUCCACCAUUUACCUUGGACGGCGACCGACUUCGACCGGUUCCUUUUCUUACGCCCACCUACGUCCACGUUCCCAGAGACGGCAGAACAGCGCGCAGAGAACAAGAUAGGAUGGGUGCUUCUAGACGAGAGACAUCGUUCUAAGAUAUUCGUCAAAGGCGUUUUAAUUCGAGCAGAAGACGAUAAAACAACGGGUCUACACUACGGUGUGAACUUUACAAAGGAAAUUCCGCUCGAUCGAGAUCGUUCUGGCCUUGACGAUCGCUCAGAGGCGUCCAAGGCAAUCUACCAGAUUUGGAAGCCCUUGCUGCUGUCCUCCAACGACGCUCGGAGGAAGUACAUCGACCUUCUGCUCCAUCACGACCAGACGCUGGACGUGAUCGAGCUCCCAGCAAGUAUCACUCGAGAAGUCGCUUCCGCUCUGGUAGUUGCUCUGCGUGAAGAGCAUGGUGAAGACGCGUUAUUCUAUUGGGCCAAUGAGACGACCGAGUCCGUUCGGAUUAUCCAAAGUUCUUUGAAAAGGACGCCCUUCCUUCUUACUAAGCUGUUUUGGAUGGCUCUUCGGCAACAUAACACCAUCAUGUCUCCUGAAGAAGCCCGCGAGAAGGCCUUCACCAAGCUUCUUCCAUAUCACCCGGACGAGUUUAGCGUCGAAAUCUCGGUCGGAGACGAGACAUUUCUGUCAGACCAACUGCUUAAGCCUGCGAAGGAACGGUGGAGGGCAUGCCCCCGUCGUUUGGCCAACAACGCUUCCAGCGUUCAUUGCGAUUGCUCGGCCUUGCACAUCGGAAACCUCUUCACCGACGAGCUGAAGAUACCGUACGACGAGAAAGAAGACAUCAAGUUUCAACGAGGCCAACUGGUGGCCCAAAUGCCGCGGAGGUUGACCCACAGCUUCGCAUACGAUGAUCAGGUUUUAACGGCCACGAUCUCCUGGUCAGCAGCAACAAACUAUGCUACCAAUUUCAUCGUUUGGCUCCGUACGGAUGACGACCCGCUCCUCAAACCUGCUCUGGUCCAUCGAAAAGCACCACCCGUGGUGCCUGCCACUGGGACUACUACUCAACCGCAUGAAGUGGACGAACACGCAAACCACGCCGACAACGCUAUCAAUCGAGAUCCUGGUCAAAGCAGAACGUCUCCAGAUAUCACUAUCGUCAGCAGCCGAGGCCGAAAGUUCCCCGAGCAUGUGGAUGACGCUGGACCUUCAUCGACUCAAAUAGGUGCUGGCGACAUGACUGGGCCAAAGAAAUGUGGUGAACCUGACGCAGACCCCAAUGCUUGGGCAAAACACGCGGCGGACGCCAUGGAGCCCGAUGACCCUGCAGUCUCUACCCAAGAAGAGAGCGAACCGUCUAGCGGAGAUGAAGUACCCAGGCAUCCCGAAUUCAGUACAGCCCCCACGGAUUCCAUCACGCUACGCAAUAUCCUUCCCGGUAAACGCUAUGUUGCUCAGGUUAGAAGGGACUGUGAAUUGGCGAUCUGGAGUCCUCCACUUCGUUUCAUAGCUCCUCCUUCUAAUCCGUCGAUAAUCACCGUAAAGUGGCUGUCCAAGACGAAGCUACAGGUCGAAUGGUCGGGCUCUAUCGCAGCAGUAACCUACAGGGUAACUCUGCAUGCAUCCGAUGGCGCCGAACUUGCGGAGAAAGACGGUCUUGAGGACAGCUCUUGGGUUGGUGUCGCAGAUCCGGAUGCGGACUCCGUCAGAGUCUAUGCAUUCGGGGCAGACGAAACGAGUUGCUUGGAACCAGGGAAGGCAUCCGUACCACCCAACCCCUAUCUCGGGCGUUCUCCUUCGCCAGUACGUCCUUCGCCACCUGGAGAUGCUUCUCCAAGAUCGGAUGUGCGAGGGUUUUCACCAGCACCUUCUGCUGGCGGUGACUCGGACGAUCCAGAGGCCGUGACGUCCCAAUCGGCCGAAUCAGGCCACAGGGAUCACACUCAUCGCCCGGUGCCAAAACGACCUUCGCUGGACAAACCUAAUGUCGCGUCAGGCUCGAAGUCGAGGGCCGAUAAUGCGGAGUUCGAUGAUUUUGAAGACGACACGACGGACGAAGAAGAAGAAGAAGAAGAAAACGGUGAGGAGUUUACCGAUGACGACAACCACACCGCGUCGAUAUGGCAGUUCAACAAAGACGAUCAGGACUUCGACAGCGACAAGGACGCGGAUGACGAUGAAGAACGACUUCAGACCUGGAUGAUCAAUGGCAAAGAACUCGCCGUUGAUCGCUGUUUCGAGGUUACCUACAAGAGAGGUAAAGCUAGUAGCCCAGUCGUCAUCCAAGUCCAUGCCAUUGUCAAGAGAAAAUCCGGCAAAACUGCGAAGCUUCAGAAACAUGAGCUCGUCCUCUUACAUCAGGGGGCGGAGCACGAUGACGGCAGUCGUGGGUGCGAUCUGGUAGAAAAGAUUUCCACUGUGUCGAUCGUCGACAUCAUUCAAGAGGUAGAGGUGGACCACGCCGAAUCACCAGCAGAUAUUCCCCGACAGUAUCAUUGCGGCAGCCUUCCUGUCUACGUCUGUCGUUGGACCAUGUCCCACGUCAACAUGAGAUCGGCGACCAUAUUCCGCAUUCCACCUGGCCCUGACUGGGAGGACUUGCUCGAGGAAGCUGCUCACCCUGAGGUGGCCGGACACGUUGCGCCUGAUCCGCAAUUUUACAGUCGCCCGACAACAUUGGAGUUUUAUGCUGGCACAGGCGGGACGGCACGCGGAUUCCAAGCUGCUGGCUUUAGAGCUAUUGCUGGAGUAGAGAGUGAUCUCUAUGCGGCGAUGGGAUAUGAGGAUAUCAAGACUAAUUUCCCUGGAGUCCCGAUCCACAACGAGGAAGUAGAUGCCUUCAUGGACGAUGUAAAGGACAAGAAAUUCGAUGCCUGCAUGGACGAUGUCAAGGACGAUAAAUUCGAACAUCCAAAACAGAUCACUGUGCUGCUAACAAGCCCGCCAUGCGAGCCAUUCAGUAACGCAAGUAAUGGUAAAGGAGGUAACGACGACAAGAACAGAGAUCAAUUGCAAACGACGACUCGUGCACUCGAGAUCUUCAGGCCCGCCUAUCUUUUUUUUGAGAAUGUUCCUACCCUUGCCGCCGAUAAACACAUGGAGCACUAUCGCCCUCUCCUUCUCCAGAUUCUGCGACUAGGAUACUCUCUCAAAUACACCACGUUGAAUGCGGCUGAAUACGGUGUGGCCUCCCAGCGCAAGAGGCUCAGCCUCGUCGCCGCAGCACCAGGUUUUAUUCUUCCUUCAUGGCCAGAGCCAACCCAUAGGGAUCCCAACUGGGAAUACUCAGAAGACUUCACCCCACCCGCACAGGUAUUUGUCACCGUCCGAGAUGCUAUCCAGGACUUGGAGUGGCGUAAUCCGCGGGUGCAUCAUUGCAGUGCCGAUAAGCACAGCGUAUAUUGCAACAUACCGAAAGACGGUAAUCACCCCCAACCUAGCGAGUACGCCCUCUCGCUCGGGCGCCAGAAUCGUGGCUUAAUCACCCAUCACAUAACUGGAAGACCUGCAAAAGAGGAGUGGAAAGAGGAGAGAACUUUGGCGGACGCUGGAAAUGCCGUCAUCCUCGAUCACCAUAGAUUCGUUGGACCCCUCAGUAGACAAUACAAGCAAAUCGGCAACGCUGUCCGGCCAUUGCUCGCAAAAGCAGUUGCGAUGGAAAUUCGUAGAGUCCUGGAAGACCAGUUUCUGCACCUGUUAUUUGAGGAGCUUGCAUCUAUGUCCAGAGAACAGUCGGUCACAACUGCAAGCACGGUUGCUAGCGAAAAUUCCGAUAUUCGAACAAAAAGCGGAGCGGUGCGCAGAACGGCGAAUGAGGUUGAUGGCCUUGACGACGACGAAAGAGAUCCCAAAAGAUUCAGGGCCGAUGUUGGAACAGGCGUGUCUUCGGCAGCAGGGCCGGAGUGCACGCACCAGUAG